AUGCAUCGUCCGGAACUUCAGUACGAUGACAAUGGUAAGCUCACAAUCAAAUUCGACUAUAGAAAUUCCACAGCUGUGAGUGACCUUUCAAAAUAUGCCUCGAGCGUCCGAACCAUACACUUCAAAAUCACAUUCCCACCCCCCAACCCCAACGACUCUGAUCUUUCGAGAGUAACAGGAGAAAUCGAGGAUAUCGUCACCGUCAUCAACAACGAAUUCACAAACGUGUCCCAAUUCGAAGCAACAUUCUUCCUCCAUAGAAUCGAUGUAAAUCAGCUCUCAAGUGCUCGUGCCUUUCAAAGACUUCGUCUCAGAGGAUGCGAGCUGACUUACUUUGUUGAGGGUGAGUGGUCAGAUACAGUUGAUAUGGAUUCGGGCUGGCUUGAAGAGCUUGAAUGUAUACAUGGGAGGGCAAAUUAUAGUAACUAUUAUCCCGAAGAUAGCGAUGAGGGUGUAAUAUGGAUGGCAUCGGAUUCGGAAUAG
This is a messenger RNA of Botrytis byssoidea, 483 nucleotides long. RefSeq lists its product as uncharacterized. The coding region runs from base 1 to 483 and encodes 160 amino acids. The record is from RefSeq and is a predicted model, not a curated record. The transcript has a single exon. Lineage: Eukaryota; Fungi; Ascomycota; Leotiomycetes; Helotiales; Sclerotiniaceae.